GCUGCAUUUUAGCGUGGACGGGCAAAAAAACCGAUGACACAGUCAUUCGCACACCACUUCCUGAGUGGUCACGACUCGACGACCGGCGGUGAAUGUUACACUUCCUGUCAGUAACAGUUCGUCGUCCCUGCUCUGUUCCUCCUUCAGAGACGAUCCACUUCCUGUUUACUCCCCGUGACCAGUGACCAGUGUUUGUGAAUGGCCUUGUGUGUGUGUGUUGUCACGCUGUGUUGGUGUGGAUGGAGAUCACAACCGACACGGAAAGUAAAUCACUUUCAGUUUUCAAACGAAGUCGUGUUCGUGUGGAUGUAGCCACAGUCUGACCCGCUCGCCGCUGAGCAGCUGCACGUUGGCGUGAUGUGAAACCUUCAGACACUGUCCCCACCACAGGAAACACGGUCAGCUGAUCCAGUUGUCGCAACACCGCAGCCGACACCUUCGGUCCUCCACCAGUGAGACGCCAGCGUCAGUCCACGAUCACAUUCUCCAGAUUACAAAGUACUUCAGAUUUCAGACCGUAGUGGCAUGAAGUGUUUUCCAACUCUUUGAUUAUCUUUUUUCUGGCGUCAAUUGAUAAAAAAAACAUUGUGUCUGCCGCGAAUACAAACGCGGUCGACAGACGUGUCCACAACAUUGCUCCUUAGCACGACUAGUUGUCAAAAAGUCCUCGGGGCACCUUUGGAAGUGACACGCUUCCUAACACGCUGCGUAAAACAGACAGCAAAUCUCAUAUAUGUGAACAUGUUAAAAGAAUUUUUACCACUGAAAAUGCUUUCCAUUCCAUAAAACAAGCAUAAGCCACGUUUUGAACUGAAAGAACCAGUAUCUGGUCUUAAGACCGGGGGACAUAUAGGCCACAUAAUCCUGAUGCCGUGCUGUUCCACCCCAGUCCACCAGGCGGCGGUAAUGCCAGAAGACUACACAACAACAACAAUGGCGCUACAUGAAUCGAGCAACACUACAAGGACAGAAAAACCCCUUGCAGCUUGUGAUUUACUGCUUCCUAAGAGGAUCAUUGAGUCAACGCUGGAGAAGAGACGAACACAAAGAAGUAGAAAAAAUAUUUUUUAAAAACGCCUGAAAUGCUCGAGUGAAAGUACAGAAACUGCAUUUUAAGAGCUCUGGUGGAGACUGACCACGAGAUGCCCGACACCUUCUCCCGCCAAGCUGGAGUACUUGUCUAAAUUUAGAAAACCUGGUGCAUGGGUUUGAAUGCGUUUCAGUUUAUCAUAUUUAAAAAGUGAUCCAGUCAUUAACUAUCCGGCCUCCAUCAGGCUGGACGACUUAUGUCAAAGUCAAAAGCAGGUGAGGUCAAGCACCACAAAAUGGUGGAACCUCCAUUUCCCACAAUGCAAGUUUUCAUCUCUUCGUCUUCACGAGUCCAAGCCGUGCGAUAACCUGACGACGUCGCAGCGAUACCACCACCAACAUCGCGCUGUUCCCGAGUGGGAAAUUAGUGAACUGCCCCUUUAAAAAAAAGAAGCCGCCGUGCAAACAUUCAGGAAUAAAGGCAAGAUAAAGUCUGGUCCAAUAUUUUGGCAACAGUCAUGUUUCAUGCAAAUCCUCACUUGGAGGAGAAUCUUCCGCUGCAGUCAAAGCGGCCGUGUUGAGCUCUGUGCCGAUAAGGAGGCUCAGCACUGCAGCAAUAAACAGUUUCCCAGAAAAGAACCAUGUCACACACACUGUUACAACAAAGAUCCGGACGCAUUCACACGCACACCGGGACUCUGACGUCCGGCUCUGAAGUGGGAAUUCAAAUGUUUGAACAGGAUUUGACGCGGAUCUAAAAAACUACUUCAACGCUUUUCAGUUGUUGUUGAGUCAUUAAAAAAAACCCAAAAAACAACACGUUGGAGAGAAAACUGUGGACGAAAGUUGACUCGGCGUUUAUUACAGAAAACAAACCGUGAGCACACGUUUGGGACGAGUCACAGACGAUCAGAUUCAACGGACCGGAGCUCAGAGCCGAGUUUGGGCAGACGUCCCGCGUCAGGGAUCAUGGGCCAAAGCGUUCCUCGUUGCGACCGCCUGCGGCCUCACCAUCGGCUGAGCGCCUCGCUCGGAGGAUCUGGGUGAUUAUCUAAACAGCUGAGCACACAAAUAGCCCCGCGAGGCGGCCUCUACAUGGCUGACACUGACAACGUGGCAACAACUGUGCCCCUCCUCACCACUGGCAACCUCAAGGACAACACCACCGCCACCACCACUGUGCAGGUCGCCACGGUGAUCAACUGGUUGACCUUCAUCAUCGGGCUGCCCGCCAUCGGACUGGCUAUCUACGCCCUGAAGAGUCUGAACAAAGGUGAGAAUAAAGUUCCCAUCUCCGUCAUGUUCCUCCUGGUGUCUGACAUCGUCAGUUUCUUCGGCCGCCCCCGUGUGGGCCAGGACGCGGAGAGCGAGGCCGUCGCGUCCUCCAGCGCCACCGACUUCAUCUUCUAUUUCGGCGUCAUCUCCAACAUCGCCCUCAUGCUGUUCAUAGCCCAGGAGCGCCACGUCUCGGUGGCGUACCCGCAGUGUGUCGGCUGCUGCGGCAGCAUCCGGCGCUUUCCUGCGGUCGCCGUGGUGGCGUGGGCCGCCCCGCUGGCCGUCCUCGCCCUGGCUGUGCUCGAGUACAAGCUCUGGUUCGCGGCAGCUCUGCUCGCCCCUUUCCCCUUCCUGCUCUUCUUCGCCGUGGACUCGUGGAGAGCCCUGGUGUGCUCCCGAACCGACCCUCCAACACCGGAGAGGCGGAGGACGGUGUGGGGCAUUGGUGCUAUCUGGGCCAAUUACACCCUCCUCUACGUCCCCUUCAUCCUCAACGUCCUGCUGGAGGCUCUGUCCUUCAAGGAGGUGGUGCGUUACCUGGAGCUGGUGUCCCACCUGCUGCUCUACCUCGGCCCUCUGGUCGACCCCUUCCUCUACAUAUUCAUGACCAAAGGGCUCAAAGAGGUGCUGCGGGCGCUGCCCUGCUGCCCAAACCAGAAGGAGGACACGAGACCCACUGUGGACACUGUCGCAGAGACGGUGGAGACGAGACUUUGAGGAGGAGACACAGAUUCCCAAAAGAUUCCCGGACAAACAAACCUUUGUUACCACCUUCGCUAAGUUGGCAGAGAUACAAAGAAGAUCUACCACAUUUGAAAAAAGGCAUCGCGGUCGUUCGGUGUCUGAGAACAACCAGAGUCCUUGUUCCUCCCGUGUCUUCACCGCCGACUCUCUGCUGGGGCCUUUGACUCCAGGAGAACAGCCGACGGGUCGACGGCUUGAGAGGAAACUUCACACUCCUGCUGGAAAGAGACGCAAUUAUUGUUUGCAUUUUUGGCUCAAUCUCUAGUUUCAAGUCUUCUUCUAAUAGACGAUGUCCAAUCUGUUCAUGGUUGCAGGUGUAGGUGGAUGCGAUGUGGACGAGCUCUCAGUCAGGCCCGCCCCCAAAUCUACGUCAAGUUGAGGAUGAGCCACGUUGCUAGGUUUGCAAACCAGAAAAAUUCUCAUUCCUGCCACCCAACGAUGCCAAACCAGUUGCCAAAGACAUUCUCAAAUUUCGGACACCGCGUCUUUCACGUAUUGGUUUACCAGGCUGGGCUUCUCGAUCUCGUCGAUCGUCUCCGGCAGCUUCGCGCCCAGCGUCUCUGGCAGCAGCAGAGCCACCAGGCCGGACAGGACGGCCACCGAGCAGAUGAUAACCUGAGGAAGAAGAGUCCACACGUCCUCCAGCAGCAGGAUGAGAGGAGCCACGGCGACUCCCAGACGACUGACGAAGUUGGUGUAGCCCAAACCAUUUUGUCUGGUGAGACAGGAAGUAAGUCAUGAGUUUGUGUCCCCAUCACUGCGACUCAUCUGCAGGUUCAGGCUCAGGCCGUUUAGCGGUCGGGCGCUCAGAGCAGAAAAUGACAGUAAUGGACAAAGUACACAAAAGAAAUUCAAAUCAAUUCAGAUCUAAAUGGAUACAUCUCAAAACUGGAUUUGAGUUUUUAUCCGCUGGGUCUCUCUCAACCUAAAACAUAAUGCACAAAGGAUGGAAUAGUUUAAUGGAAAAUUACACCAUUUUACAACUGGGUUUUUUUGCACAUUUUUUGCCUCCACCAAGGAGUUUGAUUGUCUGUCGGCAGCAUUACGCAAAGACUACAGAACAGGUUUCCACCAAACUUGGCGGAAUGAUGGAACAUGGGACAAGAAAGAAUCUAUUAAAUUUUGGGCGGAUCCAGGAAAUGUUUCUUUUUUUUAAUCCCUUUCUUUAACAUUGUGAGAUAAAUUUUUUUUUUGACAUUUUCACCAAUUUCCCAGGGAAGUGUAAUGAAUUCAUCAGUGUGUACAAUUAAGCAAAUAAGAAUCUGGAUCUAGCAGAUUUAAAUGGGCCUUGGCGGAGGUAUGAGGUCGAAUGAGUUCCAUUCUACUUUCUAUUUAUGUAAUGUCACGAUAGUAUUUCAAUAGUCCAGUGGACCAAUUGGCACGAUGAGCCGGAGGUUGACACACAAUCAUAAGUGACGAAUGAUUAGCAGCAUAAUGAAAGAAGGGCGUGUCGACGCAGAACAGUAUGACAGUGACCGACCUGACGACCGUCGGGUAGAGCUCCGACGUGUAGAGGAAGGCGGUGGUGAAGGCGGCUUCUGAUAGGCCUUUGCCAAGAAUAGCUACAACUGUGCGCACAUACCACAGACCUGCAAAACAACAAGCACAGUGCUGUGCGUGAGUGUGAGGGUUAUCAACACGGCGGAGCCGCCUCAAGGUCGAGGAGUUAUCAGGGCUUCAACAAAGCUUAGGAGGUACGAUAAGAUAUUAAAAUAUAAUAUUUGUAUACACCAGGCUCUAUAGAAACUCUCUCACACUGUCACACAGUUACAGUAGACGAGUGACCUUGCAUGGCUGCGUACAGUAUCCUGUUCUUGUGCCUGUGAUGACAAAUUGUGCCACGCCGCACACGUUUCCUGCUACUGCACAUCUUUGUUAAGUUAUGUAAUUAUUAUAUAUCACGAUUAUACUAUAAUCAUUAUAGAUCUUUUUGUUCCAAACCAUAUUGCUGCACUGUGGAAGUAAUGCUGGUGUUGUCAGUGGUACAGGUUCACCGCACGAAUAACAGAACAUGUGAUGCUUUGUGAUUCCUAUAAAUACACUAUACUAGAACUGUAGCCAAACUGGUUUUGUUUUAAUGACUGUAAAUAAAGAUGGACAAUGUGACAUCUGCCAAAGCCUCCUGAUCGCCCCCUGGUGGCUGGCUGCAGUACAGGCCAUAAGCCCCGCCCCCUCCGUGUUAGCAGAUGUUUCUGUCACGUGAGGUUGUUCUUAUCACACGGAUGUUUGUUCACGUGUUCAUGUUUCUGAUCACUUUGCUUUUCAUUAGUUAUUUGAUGAUAUAAAAAUUGGUCAUGACUGACAGCUGACACUACCUUAGCAUUGGUCGAGCACGUGUAUGGGCGGGACCUUGAUGCAGCGGCUACACUUCCCGCUCACUACUGCGCGGACGUCCCCAGCACAAGUUUGCAGCGCCCGUAUCCAAGAUAUCUUGGCUUAAUUUUCUUGUACGAUCGGAGAGGAGACGCUUCGUCCAUCUUUAUUCACAGUCACUGGUCACAGCAU
Molecule: messenger RNA, 5553 nt
Organism: Scophthalmus maximus (turbot)
Lineage: Eukaryota; Metazoa; Chordata; Actinopteri; Pleuronectiformes; Scophthalmidae
Exons: 5
Coding region: 2125-3021 (298 amino acids)
Biological process (GO): positive regulation of Rho protein signal transduction; phospholipase C-activating G protein-coupled receptor signaling pathway
Cellular component (GO): membrane
Molecular function (GO): G protein-coupled receptor activity
Source: RefSeq, a predicted model, not a curated record